Molecule: messenger RNA, 222 nt
Organism: Epithele typhae
Lineage: Eukaryota; Fungi; Basidiomycota; Agaricomycetes; Polyporales; Epitheliaceae
Exons: 2
Coding region: 1-222 (73 amino acids)
Source: RefSeq, a predicted model, not a curated record
AUGACCGUCUGCCGGUCCGCAAGCCUCGCUGUAUACUUCCAGUCGCCCUUCUCGGCACCCGACGUCACCCUCACCACCACAAUGAACUUUUUCAAGCCCGCCGCGCUCGUCACCGCCGUCUUCGCUGCCACUGCGGCCGCGACUCCCGUCGCUAUCCCUAACCCGGCCGAGGCGGCGGUCGCGCCCCAGGUCAGCGCCCCCUCUGAGAACCUCUUCCUGUAA